This is a messenger RNA of Gopherus evgoodei (Goodes thornscrub tortoise), 984 nucleotides long. Its product is annotated as serine protease 27-like. Gene Ontology annotation, molecular function: serine-type endopeptidase activity. NCBI's taxonomy places the organism in Eukaryota, Metazoa, Chordata, Testudines, Testudinidae. Gene Ontology annotation, biological process: proteolysis. The record is from RefSeq and is a predicted model, not a curated record.
AUGAUGGGGGGGCUCCGCUCCCAGCUGGCUGUGCUGCUCCUGCUGCUGGUGCUGCUGUCCUCAGCACAUGGUGCUGAGAAGAGUCAAGACCAGCCAGUGUUCAGCCGUAUCAUCGGGGAGCAGGAUGCACAGGAGGGUCGAUGGCCCUGGCAGGUCAGUAUGCAGGAAUCUGAUGAUGAAAAACUUGAAUACCACCACAUCUGUGGAGGAUCCCUCAUCUCAGCCCAGUGGGUGGUGUCAGCCGCUCAAUGCUUCAAUAGCUAUCGCAAUGAAUCUAAGUAUUGCAUGAAGCUGGGGGAGUACCAGCUCCCCAACCCCUCCCCGACCUGCAUCUCGUCCCCAGUGUGUCACUUUAUCAGACACCUCGACUAUAAACAGAGCAUGUACUUCGCUGACAUCGCCCUGGUGCAGCUGACGGAACCUGUCAACUUCAUGAACACCAUCCCCAUCUCCCUGCCCAGCCCCUCCACCCAGUUCCCAGCCGGGGAAAAGUGCUGGGUCACUGGCUGGGGCAAAACUGGGGCAGAGUAUCAAGGUGCACUUCAGCCACCCUGGACGCUUCAAGAGCUGCAGGUUCCUCUCGUCGAUGUGUUGACCUGCAGAGAACUCUUUGGGGAAAAGAGCCACUGGAUCAAAGAUGACAUGCUGUUCGCUGGGUCCAGGAGUGACCCUAAUGGCCCCUGCAAGUGUGACUCCGGGGGGCCUCUGAUCUGUCCAGGGAAUGGCAGCUUCGUCCUGACUGGGAUCAUCAACUGGAGCAAAGACUCCUCACCCCUACUCCCCAAGGUGUACGUCCGGGUCCCAGUCUAUGUCAACUGGAUCCAGAAUGUCGCGGGUGGUGCUGGCCUCUCGAUCGUCUCUCCUUCUGUACUCAGUGCCGGUAUCACCCCAUUGGGGUCCCUAAGCAAUGGCUUAGUCUGCUUGUGCCUAGCGCUGGCUCUGGUUGCACCGCUCCUUGCUGGGCUCCUGCUGACGGCCCUGUGA